AUGUCGAAGUUCAUGUCACGUUCGGAUUCAUCUCAGAGUUCCGUUCGCAGCGGAAACGAGACGAGAAUAUCAUUGAAAGAAGGAACUAUGUCGCUGCAGCUGCAGUAUCCGCUGCUGACGAGAACAAAUUACGCGGCCUGGUCGAUUAGGAUGAGAGUAUAUAUGAAGGCUCAGGGCGUGUGGGGCGCGGUGGAAUCCGAUGAACCACUUGAUCCUCGGAGUGACGAGAUGGCUCUUGCCGCCAUUUUCCAAGGGAUAAGCGAAGAUACCAUCCUGCAGCUCGGUGCGAAAAAGACUGCGAAGGAAGCUUGGAACGCUCUGAGGACGAUGCAUCGCGGGAGGGCGCGAUCCCUCCGACGGGAAUUGGAGAGUCUGAAGAUGGAGGACGACGACUCGGUCGACGAUUUCACUGGAAAGGUUACGGCAUUGGUCAAUCAAUUGCGGUGUCUCGGAGAACACGUGGAUGAAUCGUAUGCGGUGAAAAAGAUACUGCGGGCCGCAUCUCCGAGAUUCAUCCAAAUAGUCGCCGUCAUUGAACAGUUUGGCGACCUCUCCAAAAUGACGAUCGAGGAGGUGACGGGGUCUCUAAAAGCACAUGAAGAACGGCUAAGAGAGUGGAAAGCUCGGAGGGAGUCCCCGAAGUGUGACGAGAAACGAUCGCAAAACCACUGGGAUCGUGGACGUGGACGCGGUAGAGGCCGUGGCCAUUCGGGGGAUGGAAGAGGGCCGACCGACGACGGAAACCACUACCGGAACUUCGGACAUCCACCAACACAGAGACAGAUCUGA
Molecule: messenger RNA, 789 nt
Organism: Tarenaya hassleriana
Lineage: Eukaryota; Viridiplantae; Streptophyta; Magnoliopsida; Brassicales; Cleomaceae
Exons: 1
Coding region: 1-789 (262 amino acids)
Source: RefSeq, a predicted model, not a curated record